AUGAGGAAUUCUGAUGACAGUAAUUUGUCAACAAACUAUUGGGACAGAUACAAUCUACGGGAGCAUCGGGCAGUGCAGGACGAUAGGCUUGGACAGCCUGGCAGUCUCCCAGCCCUCAUGUUUCCUUCGGGUGGUAUGGCAGUUAGGCCCCAAAAGGCCUGCUUGCAUUUGAUUGGACAAUACCGAACCAAUCACAGCAGUGGAGCACGGACGAUAACUCGUGGGUUUCAUUGGGGCGUGCUAACGGCUAUAGUGUGCCGUGAUGGGCUUAGCCAAGGCGGACAAAGGGCGUGCACUGGCCAUGUGAGCAGAUGCGAGGGGGGGACAAGUAAGUGGGGAAAUCUCGGUGUCUCCGAGGAGCAAACCAUCCGGAUACGUCUUAUCCGCUUUGGAAAAGCUAACUUGUGA
Messenger RNA from Opisthorchis viverrini, 408 nucleotides. RefSeq lists its product as hypothetical. The transcript is spliced from 4 exons. The coding region runs from base 1 to 408 and encodes 135 amino acids. The record is from RefSeq and is a predicted model, not a curated record. NCBI's taxonomy places the organism in Eukaryota, Metazoa, Platyhelminthes, Trematoda, Opisthorchiida, Opisthorchiidae.